UGUUCUGUGUGUGAUUGGAGUACAAGAGCCAUCAAUCUUUAGUGUUACACCACACAAUCCAAGAAAGGCAGGCAGUGGAAGCAGGGACCAGAACAAGAACCAGAACAAGAACCAGAACAAGAACAAGAUGUGCGAUUUCACAGAAGACCAGAUCGCUGAAUUCAAAGAGGCUUUCUGCCUCUAUGACCGGAUUGGUGAAGGUAGAAUUGGUUUUGGCCAAUUUGCGGAUCUGUUGCGUGCCCUUGGUCAGAAUCCAUGCAAUGCUGAAGUCUUGAAAGUCCUUGGGAAUCCAAAGCCCGAAGAUAUGAAUAUGAAAACUCUGGAUUUUGAGCAGUUUCUUCCAAAACUUCAAGACAUUGCAAGAAACAAGGAGCCGGGAACGUUUGAGGAUUUUGUCGAGGGUCUGCGAGUCUUUGAUAAGGAAGGAAAUGGCACGGUGAUGGGCGCUGAACUGCGCCACGUACUGGUCACUCUCGGUGAGAAAAUGACUGAGGAGGAAGUGGAGACUCUGCUAGCAGGCCACGAGGAUGCAAAUGGUUGCAUCAACUACGAGGAAUUGGUCCGAAUGGUGAUGAGUGGUUGACCGAUCUCCUGGAGCUGAAUUUUAAGUGCCUUUUUCUACUUGACACACAAAUCUUUUUUCUAAAUGAAUUAUUUUCUUCUUUAUCAACAUGCAUAGAUGCGUACAAGAUAGAGAAUGGUAGUCUCGUGCAGUAAGGGGAGUGGGAGGAAAUCAUUCCUUUCUCUGCUGCAACCUUUUGGACCCCCUUGGUAAUAAGUGUCCCAUGCGGUUUGAUGUAAGUGGAUCUCCCCCUUUCCCCUUGUGUACAGUACACACGCACAGACACGCACACACUUGUAGAAAUACUGCGUGAUGUUGAGGGAUUUUUGGACGUCUGAUCUAAAAGCAAAAGUGGCUCCAAGCUCAUUAGAUAUUCCUCAGAUUGUAUCUGCACAUCUUUUUAAAUCUGAAAUUCUUCUGUUGUUUUUUUCUUAUGCUUUCAAGUAAUAAAAUCUAUACUGUUAACUCUG
Leucoraja erinaceus (little skate) is the source of this 1032-nucleotide messenger RNA. Its product is annotated as myosin light polypeptide 6-like. Bases 128 to 583 code for a protein of 151 amino acids. Lineage: Eukaryota; Metazoa; Chordata; Chondrichthyes; Rajiformes; Rajidae. The record is from RefSeq and is a predicted model, not a curated record. Gene Ontology annotation, molecular function: structural constituent of muscle; calcium ion binding. The transcript has 6 exons. Gene Ontology annotation, cellular component: myosin II complex.